Molecule: messenger RNA, 1633 nt
Organism: Salvelinus namaycush (lake trout)
Lineage: Eukaryota; Metazoa; Chordata; Actinopteri; Salmoniformes; Salmonidae
Product: gastrula zinc finger protein XlCGF17.1-like
Exons: 3
Source: RefSeq, a predicted model, not a curated record
GAGGAGAAGAUUGGGAAAUCUGUUUCUCAUGGAGACCGUGUUGAGACAUUCUCUACAUCCAGAGAGCAACAGCAGGAAGAUCACAGAGCUAAGAGGUCUCACCUCUGCCCACAUUGUGUGGAGAUUUUCCCAAUUCUAUCAAAGCUAAAAAUACACCUAAAAAUACACACUGGAGAGAAUCUGUAUUCCUGUACUGACUGUGGGAAGAUAUUCACAACACCAGGAGCCUUGGCAGUUCAUCAGAGAGUGCACACUGGAGGGAAGCCUUACUCCUGCUCUGACUGUGGACAGAGUUUCUCUCGACUGGGCCACUUAAAAACACAUGAACGUAUACAUACAGGAGUGAAGCCUUACUCGUGCUCUGACUGUGUAAAAUGCUUCACAACAUCAGCUCAGCUAAAAGAUCAUCAGAGAACACACACAGGAGAGAAGCCUUACUCUUGCUGUGACUGUGGAAAGAGUUUCUCUCUACUGGGCAACUUAAAAACACAUAAACGUAUACAUACAGGAGAGAAGCCUUACUCCUGCUACUGUGGAAAGAGUUUCUCUCUACCGAGCACCUUAAAAACACAUGAACGUAUACAUACAGGAGUGAAGCUUUACUCCUGCUCUGACUGUGUAAAAUGCUUCACAACAUCCGCUGAGCUAAAAUUUCAUCAGAGAACACACACAGGAGAGAAGCCUUACUCCUGCUCUGACUGUGGAAAGCGUUUCUCUCGACUGGGCCACUUAAAAAGACAUGAACGUAGACAUAUUGGAGUGAAGCCUUACUGCUGCUCUGACUGUGUAAAAUGCUUCACAACAUCAGCUGAGCUAAAAGUUCAUCAGAGAACACACACAGGAGAGAAGCCUUACUCCUGCUCUGACUGUGGAAAGAGUUUCUCUCGACUGGGCCACUUAAAAAGACAUGAAUGUAUACAUACAGGAGAGAAGCCUUACUCCUGCUCUGACUGUGGAAAGAGUUUCUCUCAAAUGGGCCAAUUAAAAAGCCAUCAAGGUAAACAAAGGAGAGAAGUCUUGCCACUGAUCUGACUAUAGAGAACACACAAAGGAGAGAAGCCUUACCACUGAUCUGACUGUAGAGAACACACAAAGGAGUGAACCUUACUUCUUCCUUGAAGUUUUUAAGCAAACCAGAUGGCACAAUUGUGUGUUUAUCAGGAUUAUGCCACAAGGCUUGUCCAGGAAUGGUUCCAAGAACAAGAACAUUACAGUGAAUUCAGCUUACUGAAUCUGUGGGAGGAGAUGGAACGAGCUAUUCGGAGUAGAUCCACUCCCAGCUAACUUGACACAAUUGCAGGAAGCAUUGGAGUCAACAUGGGCCAGCGUCUCUGUGGAACGCACACAACACCUUGGACAGUCCAUUUCCUGACGAAUUGAGGCUAAUUCUGAGGACAAAGGGGGGUGCAACUCAAUAUUAGGAAGGUGUUUCUAAUGCUUUGUACGCUCCGUGUAUAUCAGAUAAAGAUUAAAAUGAUCAGUUUUCAGGAUUAUUUUAUAUUACUAAAUACGUUUUGUUUAAUGAUAAAUGUAGAGCUUGUAUGUAUAUUAUGUAUUAUUAGUGUUUCAUGUUUGUCCCCAGGAAGAGUAGCCGCUGGUGAUCCUAAUAAAAUACUAAAUUGUACUAAAUGUA